Molecule: messenger RNA, 1074 nt
Organism: Bufo bufo (common toad)
Lineage: Eukaryota; Metazoa; Chordata; Amphibia; Anura; Bufonidae
Gene: NEUROD1
Product: neuronal differentiation 1
Exons: 1
Coding region: 1-1074 (357 amino acids)
Biological process (GO): nervous system development; regulation of DNA-templated transcription
Molecular function (GO): protein dimerization activity
Source: RefSeq, a predicted model, not a curated record
AUGACCAAGUCAUAUCGAGAUAAUGGGUUGAUUAUGAGCGAGACCCAAAGUUCCAGAGGUUGGGUGGAUGAAUGUUUGAGCUCUCAAGAUGAGCAUGACCUGGAGAAGAAGGAAGAAGAGUUAGAGGGAAUGCUUAAGGACGAAGAUGAAGACUCUCUAAAGCACCACGAUGGAGAGGAGGUAGACGAGGAGGAAGGCGAGGAAGAUGACAAUGAUGACGAUGAUGAUGACGACGAUGACGAAGAGGAUGACGACCAGAAACCUAAAAGACGUGGACCCAAAAAGAAGAAAAUGACGAAAGCCAGAGUAGAGCGCUUUAAAGUGAGGCGCAUGAAAGCCAACGCACGGGAGAGAAACCGCAUGCAUGGUCUGAACGCUGCCCUGGACAAUCUGCGCAAGGUUGUCCCCUGUUACUCCAAGACGCAAAAGUUGUCCAAGAUCGAGACUUUGCGCCUGGCUAAAAAUUACAUCUGGGCGCUUUCUGAGAUUCUCAGGUCUGGGAAGAGUCCAGAGCUUGUGUCAUUUGUGCAGACUCUUUGCAAAGGCUUGUCCCAGCCUACCACUAAUCUAGUAGCUGGUUGCCUUCAGUUAAACACUAGAACUUUUCUUCCAGAACAGAGCCAGGACAUGCCACCACAUAUGCAAUCUGCCAGUGCUUCCUUUCCUCUGCACCCUUAUCCAUAUCAGUCUCCUGGUCUUCCCAGUCCUCCUUAUGGUACCAUGGACAGCUCUCACAUCUUUCAAGUCAAACCUCAUUCUUAUGGUGUUUCUCUGGAGCCUUUCUUUGAAAGCACAGUCACUGAGUGCACCAGUCCCUCAUUUGAUGGCCCCCUCAGCCCUCCCCUGAGUGUCAAUGGAAACUUUUCUUUCAAACAUGAGCCUUCUGCGGAGUUUGAGAAGAAUUAUGCCUUCACCAUGCACUAUCCUUCUACCAUAGCUCAAAGCCAUGGGGCUCUGUUCUCCAGCUCUGGACCACGUUGUGAAAUCCCUAUAGACAGCAUCAUGUCCUAUGAUGGCCAAACACACCAUGAAAGAGUGAUGAGUGCCCAGCUGAAUGCCAUCUUUCAUGACUAA